Alternaria arborescens is the source of this 363-nucleotide messenger RNA. RefSeq lists its product as hypothetical. The transcript is spliced from 2 exons. NCBI's taxonomy places the organism in Eukaryota, Fungi, Ascomycota, Dothideomycetes, Pleosporales, Pleosporaceae. Bases 1 to 363 code for a protein of 120 amino acids. Gene Ontology annotation, biological process: DNA repair. The record is from RefSeq and is a predicted model, not a curated record. Gene Ontology annotation, molecular function: catalytic activity.
AUGUCCAAGCAGCAAAAGGUUACGCCAUAUCAAGAGCGCGUCUAUACAGCCCUCCAGAUGAUUCCGGAAGGACGCGUCACGACCUACGCCGCCAUGUCAAAGGCCUUGAACAGCUCCCCUCGUGCGGUAGGCGGCGCGCUGCGUGUCAAUCCGUUUUGUCCAGAGGUGCCGUGUCAUCGAUGUAUCGCCAGUACUGGUUUCGUUGGCGGAUACAAGGGUGACUGGGAGAAAGCCCCCAGCGGACAGAACCAAAACUCGAAAUUGCAGCUGCUAAAAGACGAGGGGGUGGUGUUUGACGACAAUGGGUUUCUGGUAGACAAGACCUUGCUGUGGGAUGAAUUCAACGUGGAGAAGUUGAGGUGA